AUGCAACUAUGGAAAUGUAUAAGAAGAAACCCCAUUGCCCACACUCGUAAGGGUUUGGAACAACCAGAAUCAACCACAGUCCAACAGAUCAUACCCAACCGACUGAAUUUCAAUAUCCCCAAUCACAAAAAAUCUCAUCUGCACGCCGGCAACAUGAGCACCUUCAAGAACGUCGCCCUCCUUGGUAAGGGAUAUCUUGGGUCUGCUAUCCUCAAGGAACUUGUUGAAGGCGGCUUCAACGUCACUGUUCUUGGUCGCUCCGAGUCGACCAAGGACGGGCUCCCCGACGGCGUCGGAUUCAAAGUCGUCGACUUUGCCUCAAUCGAUAGCCUCACCCCGGCUCUCCAAGGCCAGGACGCGGUCGUGUCCACCGUGAGCAAGGCCGGCCUGCUCACCCAGCCUGUCGCCAUCGACGCAUGCAUCAAGGCCGGCGUCAAGCGUUACAUUCCCUCCGACUGGGGCUCCUUCACGACCGACCCCAAGGCGCACAGCGACCUGGCCACCGUUCUCGGCCCCAUGUUCAACACCCAGAAGUAUGUCAUUGAGAAGGCCCGCGCUGGCGAGAUUGAGUACACCAUUUUCUCCGUCGGCGGCUUUAUCGACCUCUUUACCCGAAUCCCCGUCGCCUUCGAUUUCGCCAACAAGAGCAUCAUCAUGUACGACGACGGCGUCCAUCCCUUCAGCAUCACGAGCAUCGCCAGCAUCGGCAAGGCCGUCGUAGGCGCCCUCAAGAACCCUGACGCCACCAAGAACCGCAAUCUCAAGAUUCACGAGCUCCUUGUAUCCCAGGCGCAGUUGCUAGCGCUGGCGAAGAAGCUAUCACCCCCGGGAACGCAGUGGAAGGAGACUAAGCUGGACGGUAAGACCGAGUGGGAAAAUGCUCUAAAGGCUGUGUUGGAGGACCCGUACAACGAGACAAAGAUUCUCGAGGUCAUCAAGACCAGCCUGUUCAGCGGACGCUACGAAUCUGCGUACGGCAAGGUCGACAACGAGCUGGUGGGUGUCCCGCUCCUUACUGAGAAGGAUCUGGAGGAGAAAAUGGCGGCUGCCUUCAGUUCUUAG
This is a messenger RNA of Colletotrichum higginsianum IMI 349063, 1062 nucleotides long. RefSeq names its product NmrA-like family protein. The record is from RefSeq and is a predicted model, not a curated record. The transcript is spliced from 2 exons. Lineage: Eukaryota; Fungi; Ascomycota; Sordariomycetes; Glomerellales; Glomerellaceae. Gene Ontology annotation, molecular function: oxidoreductase activity. The coding region runs from base 1 to 1062 and encodes 353 amino acids.